GAAAGGGUAGCCAUGAGAAUCUAUAUUAAGAACACAAAACGGUUAUAUAUACCGUGUUCGCCCUUCCUUUACUAAGAAAGCCAUACACGUCACCACACAACUUUCGUUUUGUUGAUCAAGCAAGAAGAAUUAUGGAGAAACGCCAGAGGAGAGAGAGUGCUACUGAAUCUUGCCCAGUCUGCCACGAGGCAGUAGAAAUUUACGCGAUAGGAAGUUGUGAUCACCCUGUUUGUUACCGGUGUGCUCUGAGGAUGCGGGCACUAUGCAAUCAGUUUUACUGUCCUAUUUGUAGAACUGAUCUGAGUCAGGUUUAUAUGGUUCAUAAUUUGGUAAAGGAGUCGGCUAUACCUCGUCAUGGUUACAUUCCAAACCGGAAGCUGAAAAUUUUCUACGAAGACGAUUCCAUUAAGAAAAGAGUGGAUAAAUUGCUAGAACAUAAUUGCCCUAAAUGUAAACAGUCAUUCAGAUUAUUUAAGGAACUUCAGACCCAUAUGAGGAAGGAUCAUACACAUUUCUACUGUGACCUCUGCAUUGUCCAUUUACAGAUUUUCCCAUUUGAGAGGAAAUACUACAGCCGUCAGGAUCUUGCUACCCAUCGCCGUGUGGGGGACAAGGAUGACACAUCCUACAAGGGUCAUCCGUUGUGUCACUUUUGUGAAGAGCGCUAUAUGGACAAUGAUGAGCUGUAUCGCCACCUUAGGAAAGAACACUACUACUGCCACUUCUGUGAGAAGGAUGGUUGCAAUGAAUACUACGGUGAUUACGAGGAUUUGAAGCGACACUUCAGGGAUCAACAUUACCUGUGUCAAGAUGAAGACUGUGUGAAUGCACAGUUUACACAUGCUUUCCGCUCUGAAAUAGACCUUAAAGCACACAAAGCCAAUGAACACAAUCGUGGACUCACCAAGGCUCAGGUCAGACAGUCACGUGUCGUUGAUGUUGACAUACAACUGGCGCCACGGAAAAAACCACAGAGAGGUGUUGUAUCUAGAGAUGCCUAUGAAGACACAGGACCAAGGAACAGAGGUCGAAAUGGUGUAUCUGGCAGGCAGGCAUCAUACAGGGAACGCUUUAGGGAUGAAGAUGUUGAAAAGGCAAUCAAGGUGUCACUUGAAACAAUGAAGGAAGACAGAACAAAACAGUCAAAGAGUCCAGUUGAGGAGAUGGAGCUGGAAAGCCCAAAGAUUGUACAUGAUGAAUCCAACUUUCCAUUGCUGGGAAAUAUGCCAUCUGGGAGGCCUCAUACACCCACACCAACAGAGGAAUUAAUUAAGGACCGGUCAAUAGCCCACAAACUAGCCAAGGCCAAUCACAUGUCUGUCCAGCAUGGCCGACUAGGAAUGGCCGACUUUCCCAGUCUGGGUCAGUCUAGUGGAGGAGCUCCAGAGCCACCUAAACCUUCAGGGUCAAGGAAAGGCUACCAUGAACCUCGUGUUGGAGCUAGUAAAAGUGUUUCUACUGUUUCAAAUAAGAACCGACCAAGUUCUAUGCAGUCAGUGGAAAAUGAAGACUUCCCAGGACUACCCACUGCCAAAAAUAUAUCUUCAUCUAACACUUCUUCUAAAGUUGGAUCAUGGGGUGUUCAACCUCCCCCAAAACCUCACUCAUCUGUCCAGCAAAACAAAGACAUUACACAAAAUAUCAAUGUGACAUUAGACUCCAAAGUUAGUAAAUCUAAACAGUAUAAUGUAAUUCCCUCUAAAAGGGUUCUUGUAGAUGAUAAGGAAUUUCCUUCAUUGGGAAACAAGCCUCCACUUAACUUAGAAUGGGGAAAUUCAAGCUCAGAAAAUAAAAAACAACCAACCAGUAAGAAAGUUGAUUGGUUUGAUGUUGAUGAGCAAGAAUUCAGUAUACAUAAUUUUAAGAGUGACAAAGACGGUGUACAUACAGACACUGCUGGUAAAAGUAAGAAAAAGAAGAAAAAACAGAAAGGUGUUGAUUCAACUUCUGAUGAGAAGAAUUCAUCUUCAUUUGGAGAACAUGCUUCUCUUGAUAACAUUGCAAGCUCCUUAAUCUCAGCGAAAAGCAAACCAGAUCCAACUGAACUGCAAAAAUUAAAGGAGAACAAAAAACCUGUAUCUGUAAAGGAUUCAAAAGACAUCAAACAUGUAAGUGAUGAGGAAUUUAAAGAGUACCCAGUAGUCACUAAUAGUGGAAAAAUUGAACUGAAAGAAAGGGCCACUGUUGCUGUUGUCCAAAAUCAUUCUACCUUCAACAAAUUUGAUUUAUUGGGUUCAGAAGACUUUCCUCAGAUGGCAAAUAGCAUGCCCAAGUCACGUGCUUCUGAAAAGCCACGCAAAGAAAAAGCCACUUUACUAUUGGAUGAAGAAGAGUAUCCUCAACUUGGUGGUAACAAGAAAUCUAAAGCUCCGCCUGGCUUUUCAAAGACACCAUUGCCUACCUCCCCACCAGGCUUUAGUACCACACCAGCACCUAAAAAGCCCCCACCAGGUUUUGGACCAUCUGUAAAAUCUGAGUCAAAACAACAUGAGAUUUUGGACCUGCAUGCAAUACAGGAAAGUUUGACUCUGAAAACAAUAGUGCCAAUGUCAGUCAACAUGGGAAAUUUUCUGUACGCACCGCUUGAAGAUUCCCAGUCACGCAAUCACAAGUUGAUAUCCGACAUUCGAAGUCAUGCACAUGACGACUUUGAUAAGUUCAAGACCUGGGCUGGAGAUUUUCGCAAUGGAAAGAUGUUAGCUGCCAGUUAUUAUGACAAAUGUGAAAGGCUACUUGGCAAGAAAGAUUUUACUUCAAUAUUUCCUGAACUGCUUGCUCUUCUUCCAGACAUCGACAAACAGCAGGAGCUUUUGUCAAUCUACAGCAGUGUGGAGUCUGCCAAACCAUGUGAUAAACACAGGGGUGGACAGGGCAGGAAAGGGGGAUGGGAGGUAUCCUCCUUUUCAACAUGUCCCACAUGUAGACAGGUCCUGCUUCAGAAGGACUACAAUCAGCACAUUGCUAUGCACGAUACAGGCUCAGACUUCCCUUCCCUGCAUUCAGACAGUUCAUCCAGGCCAGUAGGUCUCAAAGAGUGGGUUAAGGCCCAGUAAAUGUGUGUAUCCCAACAGGGAAUAUUUUUACUAAACCAUGUAUUAGGAGAUGCAGAGGAGCUUCUAGAGAAAUACUAUUUCUUCGUUUUAAUGAGUGUGAUUUUGUUCUGCAAUUUGUGAAUUACCUUUAGGUUUUUAUACAAAUAUUGAUCUUUCAAGGUAAUCUUGUCUAUAGCAGGUCAUUGGAAUCAGUCUUAUUUGAUUGUUCUUUGUUAAACAUUGAUGGGUUGGUCAGAAAAUGCAUGCAAGAUUGGCUGUUUUAGUUUGUGUGGGUUGGGAUGGUUGAAGGAAUGUCUUUUUUUUUAUAUCAGCUAUGAGUGUUAUAUUAAAAUUCUAAUUUUAUUUACCGUCAUGUCUAAUGAGUUGAUGUAUUUAUUUGGACUUGUGCUUUUGGUAUACUAAACAAUUUUAAAUUGUGUAAUCUAUUUACCUGAUAUGUCUAAGCUUGAAAAAUAAAAGGUUGUUUAUGGUUCAAUAAAGCAAAUUGAUAUAAUGAAUACCCCUCAGUGUGCAAUUUAACAAGCUGCAGAUCUUCUUAAACACUUGUACCAUCCGGUAUGAAUGACCUCUUUGGUUUGAUGUCAGUGAAGUGUCAAAGUUAACCAGGGUUUUCUAUAGAACUUGUACUCUCUGCUACCUUGAUUUUCGUAAAAAAAAAGUGUCCAGUUAAUGAGUGCUUACUAAACUGUACUGUACAGUUAAUUGGGGUCCCUUGUCUCACAAUAGUCAUAUCCUGACUUCGUUUACACAGUAUAACCUGUUUCUUCUCUAAGUUAUUUAAUCUGGACCAUGCCUAUUCUGGAAAUAAAUUGUUUUGACAAUAUUGUUUAAGCACUAUGUUUAUUUAAGACUAAUUUUUUCAAGAAAUAGACAUACUGGUGUUUUUCAUUAUAUAUUUAGUUUUGCAAGUAAUUAACCAUUAUUGUUUUGUUUUUACUCAUGAAGUGUAACAACUUACAGUAAAAUAAGUUGAUAAUUUCCUACUGUGACAAAUAAUGUCUUUAUAAAGGAAGAUGUAAUAGCAGAAUGUUCUUGGUUUCUUGAUGAAUAUCACUUAAAUUUCAUUCUUGGGUUGAAUAUGUUCAGCUCACCCUGGCACAAAGUGCCAGUGAACUAACGGUAUGAUGAUGAUGCACAGGCAGGGUCUGUCUUCCAUCUAUCCAUCAGUCCACCAACCUCUUUGUUAGAAUAACUUCCUGAAGCUGAAAUUCGAAAUAUUGUUUGAUAUGAUUCAAGCGAGUUACAAGAAAGUUGGUUUGAGCACAGAAACCAUGCUUGAGCACAAGAACGGUUUCAUGAAUAUGGGCCCUGGUGUUGGAGUGUUAUAAACUCUACUUUUAUCAAUGAGCUUCAUGUAAAGAACUUCAUGUGUUAUUUUUGAAGAUCAAUAAGUUCUACACCGUUGAUAAUUCGGUCUGUACACCAGCAAUGUAUUAGUUUUUUUCUUAUGUAACUGUGAGUGUGGCUGGGAUGAAAGGUCAUAGUGGUUACACAAUAUUAUCUGGAGAAUCGUAAGGUUUACAGCCAAGUUUUGAAGACCAAUUGUGUGAACAUUUUUCUAAGUCAUUGGGUCAUAACUUGGAAACGGUUGAUAUUCCCAUCAUAUAUCCAUUUGUAUCCUUGCUGAGCAUCAAGUAAAUAGCACAAGCAUGCCACAGGGAUAAGCUCAAAGUUUUGGCCAGGGUUGUAGGGACCUGCGCUCGGAUCCUUAAAUAGCCCCAAUUGAGAUCCCAACCCAGAUAACCAUAAACACAUUGUAUGGAUCUCAACCAGAUUUGUUAUGAAGCCUACAUGGGAUCAGAGAGACAGUCAACUACUUUUACUGAAAUAUUUUGACUUUCUAGGCCUUUUAUUUAUAUUUUUCAUGUGCAAUACCAACAAGUGCUUCACACAACUCUUGAAAUUUAACUGUUGUUCAUCAAUUAAGCAGGAAUGUUUUCUAUAAGAAUAUGUUCAUUAUUAUUUUCUGUUCUUAAAUUAGUGCUACAUUUUAAUCUGACCCUAUACCAACCAGCAAAAUGUUUCUGUGAAAUGAUUUCCAGUUCAUAUGAUUAGUUAUACUGAAGAUGAUAAAUCAUUGAAUUAUUAUUUUGGAUUCACUUAAACUAUAUGUAUAUCUUAUUUGAGUAUUCUUUAGCCCUAUCUCUUAGAAUCAUCAUAUGUGAUGAGUUGACUUUUAUACCUUUGUUUUAAAAUCUGCUUUUUGACUUAAGAUAUUAAAGGCGUUUUUAUUAGUCAAGAAGCUGGAGAUAUAAAAUGUAAACAAGACAUAAACCUUUUUUGUUGUUUCAUAUGAGGUACAUGUAAAUUAAUUUCUGAUUAGGAUGUUUUCUGUUAUAAGCUGUAUGUACAGAGUAAUUGGAUUUCAGCUUUAUUACCAGCGUGGCAUUUGAUAACUAAGUGUGAAGUGAUUGUGUAUUUAUAUAGGGCUAAAUUUUGAAAAAAAGGAAACUGCAACUUGUUUGUAGAUAUGAAAUUCUACAAAACUUAACUGUAGUCAUUGUCAUAUACUUACUAAAAGAACCAUGUUAACAGUCUUUGUACUUUGCAAUCCUAAGUAUAGAGGUUUCCCCCUAUGGGUCAAUUAUCAAUAACAGCAACUUAACAUUUUCCCAUGUGGAUCAAUAUAUAAGAACUACGAUUUCCCUAUAUCAAUAAUAACAUCUACAUUGUAUACAUGUACACUACCCCCUAUGUUUCAAGUUAUCAUUGCUAAUAAAUGAUAUAUUUCUUUCUAACGAAACCAUUGAUUGCUAAUGAAAUCAUAUGCAAUGUUUUAAUCAGCAAUUUAAGUGUAAUUCUUUAUAAUUUAAUUGCUGUUUGGUAAUUUCGAAUGGAAAAUAAAUUUAUUUAUGUUC
This is a messenger RNA of Mizuhopecten yessoensis (Yesso scallop), 5911 nucleotides long. Its product is annotated as E3 ubiquitin-protein ligase ZNF598-like. Gene Ontology annotation, molecular function: ubiquitin protein ligase activity; ribosome binding. The record is from RefSeq and is a predicted model, not a curated record. Gene Ontology annotation, biological process: rescue of stalled cytosolic ribosome; protein ubiquitination. The transcript has 6 exons. The coding region runs from base 132 to 3053 and encodes 973 amino acids. Lineage: Eukaryota; Metazoa; Mollusca; Bivalvia; Pectinida; Pectinidae.